AUGACCACACCAGUGGCCAUGGAAAGGUUACUCCUCCAAGAUGGAGUUCCUCGCUUGCACACAGCAACCCGGCCCCCACAACUCAAUCCGACAGUCACGGGCCCUCAGUCCCGCUGCGAUCCCUGUAACUCCACCUCAAACGAAGACAGCGAGACUGACUUCGAGAUGGUCGAAGCUACUCCGGAACCUGAUGGGAGCGAGAACAACCAGUCGGCAAAAAUCCCAUCAAUCCUGAGCAACACUGACGAUAACGAGAAUCUUGACCCCUAUCUCCUUUGUACCUUGUCUUUAAUGGAGGAACAGGAUGACGAGAACGAUUCCUUCCUCCUGGUUGUUUUGUAUCGGCGUGAUGGACAACCUGGCCUAUCCCCACUUCUCGGUGGUGAUCAGGUAUAUUCCUGGAUGCCCGCCACUCCAGAUCCCUACGAUUAUGCGAGCCAAGAUGACAUACAUACUGAACACAGUGACAGUCCGCUGAGACACACCUCGACGAUGUGA
Molecule: messenger RNA, 498 nt
Organism: Histoplasma mississippiense
Lineage: Eukaryota; Fungi; Ascomycota; Eurotiomycetes; Onygenales; Ajellomycetaceae
Exons: 2
Coding region: 1-498 (165 amino acids)
Source: RefSeq, a predicted model, not a curated record